This is a messenger RNA of Maudiozyma barnettii, 1317 nucleotides long. RefSeq lists its product as uncharacterized. Lineage: Eukaryota; Fungi; Ascomycota; Saccharomycetes; Saccharomycetales; Saccharomycetaceae. The transcript has a single exon. The record is from RefSeq and is a predicted model, not a curated record. Gene Ontology annotation, biological process: post-transcriptional tethering of RNA polymerase II gene DNA at nuclear periphery; poly(A)+ mRNA export from nucleus; transcription elongation by RNA polymerase II. Gene Ontology annotation, cellular component: transcription export complex 2. Bases 1 to 1317 code for a protein of 438 amino acids. Gene Ontology annotation, molecular function: RNA binding; double-stranded DNA binding.
AUGACUGAAAUGAAGUCAAUUGUUGACUUUGGAGACUAUUUCCAGGAAAAGUAUUUUGAUAACUAUAUGAUUCGAUAUUUUCAAUAUAAUGUGAGGGAACCAAGUAAAAUAUUAUACAUGCUAAACAAUGAACAUCAAGAUGAGAAAGUUGAAGAAGUGUAUUGUUUAAGCAAGAAGAUUUGGCAGAACAUUGUGGAGUUCGACAAUCGGUCAAAUAAACGUCGAGCUCUGCGUGUUUCACAUUACAAAUUCUUAUUUGAAUCCAUUGAUCAACAAUUACUAUUAAUGAAUCGUAUUGCUGAAAGAGAGACUAAUUGGAUUAUAUACCCAUUAUUUGUAUUGGCCCGAGAACUUGUGAAAGUAACUUCCCAUGUGACUAAGAUUUUAAAAAUGUCCCCAUCCUAUAUUGAACGGUGUGCUCGUAGUGUUCAUCGUUCAUUUACUUUAUGUUUAAAUGAUAGAAACCCUAUAAAGGAUGAGAAUCGUCGUGGGGGCGUCUAUAUGUUUAUCAACUUAGAAUUCAAGCUAUAUCAUUGGCUUGAAAACAGAGAUAUGAUUAAGAACCUUGUGAAAGUUGUCAAAUCAAGACAAGAGGAUCGAUUUGAACCCUUAAUGCCGUGCGACCAAUCAUUAUGUUCUAAAUAUAAUGGUCAGGAAGUGACGUACAAUUAUUAUAUGGGACAAUAUUAUGGUUGUAUAGAGAAUGAUUAUGAAAGUGCCUUCACAUAUUUGAAUCAAGCAUUAUUUGGUUGUGAUACAACAUAUUUAAAACAAAUGAAUCAAAUCCUUAUAUUAUUGAUACCCUUUGGACUUCUUUCACAUCGAAUAUUUGUUGGUAAUCAAUUACUGUUGCAGAUACAAAAUGAACAUUUAAAGAGAGAUAAAGAUAAGAAAGAAAGUCAUGGAACUCACCAAUGGAUGUGUCAAAAAUAUUAUCAUUCCGUUAUUAAAUGUUUUCAGACUGGGAAUUUAAAGAAAUUUGACAAUAUUCUUUUCAAUAGAGAAUAUGAAAUAUUUUUUUUAAAGAAUGGUGUUUAUGUUGCUAUGCAAUUAUUAAGAGAGCGUGUAUUGUUACGAUUAGUCGAACAAAUUUAUGAAAUGAAUGAUAAGACAAGUAUAUUACCCUUUGAAUUGAUCUUAGUCGGAAUGAAAGUUCAACCAAGUGAUGACAUGGAAUCAAUGAAUGAAUUAGAAUGUGAAUUAGCAUGUUUAAUUAGUAAAAAAUUAAUCAAAGGGUAUUUAUCACAUGGCAAUAAAUGUAUGGUUGUUAGUAGGACUAAUCCAUUCCCUAAACAUACAUUAACAUCCUUAAAAUAG